AAUCUCACUGUUAAGUGUCAUUGUCAAUAUGAUUAAAAUUCGUAAUUCAUAUUCACUGUGGGGUUCGUUUAUUCUACGGUCUGCUAACAUUUGCCCAAUAAAAUUUGUAACAGUUUGUUAUAUCCGACCGUAGACUCCACAUAAAUUUUGCUCCUUUACAAUGGCAGAACAAAAUACAGAAGCCGUGAAAAAUACCAGCGAGGGUGAAUAUUCUGCGCCAGCCAACGAUCCUAAAAACAUGCAAGAGGUGACACAAUAUGUGCAGUCGCUGUUACAAAACAUGCAGGACAAGUUCCAGAGUAUGUCGGAUCAGAUAAUAAACAGAAUAGAUGAAAUGGGCACAAGAGUUGAUGAACUUGAAAAAAACAUCACAGAUCUUAUGACACAAGCUGGUGUUGAAAAUGAAAAGUAGAAUAAGUUUGUGAAUUUGAUUAUCACAGUUUUGGAUACUGGCAAUAUCACCCAAAGAUAAUUUUGUGCCUGAAUUUUCUAAAUACAAAUAAUAUUAAAAACAAUAGAUGUAAUAUUGUGAAAGAGUACAUCCAUAUGGGGUUAAAGUGUAUGAAAUUAUGGAACAGUUGUAGAAGAAUAUGUUAGAAUUUGACUAUAGUUGUACAAACAAUUGCCUUUUUGUAUAUUCAUUGUUAAGGAAUAAUUAUUAUUGGCAUAUAACUGCUGAUAAUGGAAAUGCUCCAUGAUCUUUUCAAUAUAUUACAUAGUAUGUAAACAGCCAAUAUUUGCCUCGUAAAAUUAAUUAAUACUUUUUUAUAUUGUUACAUAAAAAAUAUGCAUUCAGCUUAGUAUAGGUAUUAAAAGUUCAUAUCAAAUUAGUAUGAUCAUUCACCAUCAUAAUAAAAUUAUGUCCACUAAAGCACAUUGAAUUUAUGCAACUUUAACAACUAAAAACCUAGUAAGGCUUUGUUAUAUAUCACAGUUCAGCACUUUUACAUGAAUAAUAAGAAUGCUCAAACAAUAAUAUGAUAAUGUGGCAGAUUCUGUGUAGUUUACCAAUAACUUUACAUAGAUACAAAACCAAUAAGGCUGUUGAGUCAAUUUGGUACUUUAACUUGUACCACCCAAAUUAACCCUCACUUCGCCAUAUAAUGCCAAACUUAUUAAAUUGUCGCAUAAAUUGUUCUCUACUAGGACAUAGAAAUAAUGUAAAAAUAUAUUUCCUGACCGCAUUCCGUUUUGUGUACACAAUGAAUUUGGCUUAUAUUGAAUUAUCAUUAUAAUGUAUUAACUACGUGAUUGAGGUUUUGAAUUGUUCAUAAAAAAAAUAACACUAUACUACAUGAAUUCACUUAUUAAAUAAGACUUGUAUACACAGAUAUAGUGAGCUAGUGGAAAAAUAGUCAAGCUGGGUCAAGUCCAUUGGUGUUCACCUGAUUGUAUUUGUAAAAUGGUUUUUAUAAUUAAAGUGUAUUAUUUGUAGAUAUAUUAAAUAUUGUUUGUUUUUUAAUUUUGUC
Manduca sexta (tobacco hornworm) is the source of this 1469-nucleotide messenger RNA. Its product is annotated as heat shock factor-binding protein 1. The transcript has 2 exons. Gene Ontology annotation, cellular component: nucleus; cytosol. The coding region runs from base 161 to 412 and encodes 83 amino acids. The record is from RefSeq and is a predicted model, not a curated record. Lineage: Eukaryota; Metazoa; Arthropoda; Insecta; Lepidoptera; Sphingidae. Gene Ontology annotation, biological process: cellular heat acclimation. Gene Ontology annotation, molecular function: transcription corepressor activity.